CUUAUGAUUACUCAUAAAAAUAAUAAACAGAUUAAUGCUUAUAUAGUCAUCAGUUGCAGCCCAAGUUGCAGAUACUUAACUUCUUUAAUCUUUACAAGAGGUAAACACAUUCCUGUUUGAUCACUAAAUAUGAGAAAACUCUCUAAAAUACGUGGUUUCCAAAAAGAUCGCAAGUUGCAGCCUUAGCGCUAUUCUUGAUCAGGCAGGUGGAACAGGGUUAUGUGACUACAUGAUAGGGUUGGGCAAUAUGUUAAAAUUUUCCAUCCGGCUACUGUCAGUCCAACAGCCAGCGUUUGCCGGGAUAUCUGUGCAGGUGUGUGUGCUGCUGCUGUUUGAAAACACGUGCCUUCACCCUAUCCUCUGUUAUUCGUGGACUUUGAUGUGAAAAUCUAAUUUUACAGAAACAUUGCAGUCUUUUGCCUGCUCUUUUUUAAUUAUACAACAAUCACUCUGAGAUCUUUGAUAAGCAAUAAGCUGUAAAGACGGGCUGAGCGGCUGUCUGACACUGAAUGAGUCAGAUGAAGGAAGCGUCCGCCUGCAGCUUCCAGAUGAACAAACAGGACCAGGAUCAGUUGGACAGCACAGAGCGAGAGCAGAGUGAGUGAGCUAUAGAGUGAAUGAAGAGAGUGCGGACUAGGAUGGUAAGCAGCCAGCCGAAAUACGAGCUGAUCCAGGAGGUGGGGCGUGGCAGUUACGGCGUGGUCUAUGAGGCAGCAGUGAAGCGCACAGGGGCCCGGGUGGCGGUGAAGAAGAUCCGCUGCCACUCUCCAGAGAAUGUGGAGCUGGCCCUGCGGGAGUUCUGGGCGCUCAGCAGCAUCCAAAGCCAGCACCCAAACGUCAUCCACCUGGAGGAGUGUAUCCUGCAGCGGGACCAGCUGGCCCAGAGGAUGAACCAUGGAUCCAGCUCGCCGCUCUACCUGGAGGUGAGGACAAAGAAUUCACAGGAGCAGGGCUGGUGGCAGUACACUGUGGUUUAACACUAAUUCUGUACUCAUACGGUAAGGAUGGCAGACACAGACUUGAAAAUACUGUUAUCACGGCUCAGCUUUCAGCAUAUAAGUUGAUGCUGAUUACAUGAUUUAUGAGG
Lates calcarifer (barramundi perch) is the source of this 1087-nucleotide messenger RNA. RefSeq names its product serine/threonine-protein kinase pdik1l. NCBI's taxonomy places the organism in Eukaryota, Metazoa, Chordata, Actinopteri, Centropomidae. The record is from RefSeq and is a predicted model, not a curated record. The transcript has 3 exons. Gene Ontology annotation, biological process: protein phosphorylation; intracellular signal transduction; regulation of MAPK cascade. Gene Ontology annotation, molecular function: protein kinase activity; ATP binding. Bases 618 to 977 code for a protein of 119 amino acids.